Emericellopsis cladophorae is the source of this 1506-nucleotide messenger RNA. Its product is annotated as aldehyde dehydrogenase (NAD(P)+). NCBI's taxonomy places the organism in Eukaryota, Fungi, Ascomycota, Sordariomycetes, Hypocreales, Bionectriaceae. The transcript is spliced from 3 exons. Bases 1 to 1506 code for a protein of 501 amino acids. Gene Ontology annotation, molecular function: oxidoreductase activity, acting on the aldehyde or oxo group of donors, NAD or NADP as acceptor. The record is from RefSeq and is a predicted model, not a curated record.
AUGCCUCUCUCCGUAGACCUUGAAGCCCCCAAUGGGCGCAAGUACACACAACCUACGGGUCUUUUCAUAAACAACGAGUUCGUCCCUUCGUCGAGCGAGAAGACGAUUACCUCGAUUGACCCAGCCACCGAAAAGCCCAUUGCUUCCGUCGCCGCAGCCAACGCGCAAGAUGUCGACAAGGCCGUGCAAGCCGCGAAGAAGGCGCUGCAUGACCCUGCCUGGGCAGACCUUGCCCCGACUGACCGCGGACACCUCAUGUACAAGCUCGCAGAUCUGAUCGAGCAGAACCGGGAGAUGCUCGCCACCAUCGAGGCCUGGGACAAUGGCAAAACGUACGCGGACGCAUUGGAAGGGGACAUUGUGGAGGUUGCCACGACAUUUCGCUACUACGCCGGCUGGGCGGAUAAGGUGUUUGGCCAGACAAUCAGCACUACCCGCCAGAAGUUUGCCUACACGCUCCGUCAGCCCAUUGGCGUCGUUGGCCAGAUUAUCCCGUGGAACUAUCCAUUGGGCAUGGCCGCCUGGAAGCUCGGCCCGGCCCUCGCGUGCGGCAACACUAUCGUGAUCAAGGCGGCAGAGCAAACGCCACUGUCCAUCUUGGUCCUGGGAACCUUGAUCAAAGAAGCUGGUUUCCCCCCGGGUGUCGUGAACAUUAUCAACGGACUCGGUGCGGAGGCUGGUUCGCCGCUGUCGCAACACCCGCUAGUCGACAAGAUUGCCUUUACGGGCUCGACAGCGACAGCCAAGCAGAUCAUGGGCGCUGCCGCCAAGACGCUCAAGAACAUCACGCUAGAGACCGGUGGCAAGUCACCACUCUUGGUCUUUGACGAUGCGGACCUCGAGCAGGCGGCGAAAUGGGCCCAUCUCGGCAUCUUCUCCAACCAAGGCCAGAUCUGCACGGCGACAUCCCGCAUUCUCGUGCAGGAGAGUGUGUAUGAAAGCUUCAUGGAGACCUUCCUCAAGACGAUCAAGACUGUCAGCAAGGUGGGAAGUCAAUGGGAGACCAGCACAUACCAAGGCCCGCAGGUGUCAGAGGCCCAGUAUAAGCGCAUUCUGGAGUACAUCAACAUUGGCCAGGAUGAGGGGGCCAAAGUGGCUACCGGCGGGAAGACACUUCGAGAAGACCAGGGCGGUCAGGGGUUCUUCAUUGCACCGACCGUGUUCACAGAUGUCAAGCCGUCGAUGCGUGUGUUUAAGGAGGAGAUCUUUGGUCCGGUCGUGGCCGUGUGCCGUUUCAAGACGGAAGAAGAGGCGCUGGCACUCGCGAACGACUCGACGUACGGUCUCGGGUCGUCCAUCUUCACAAAGGAUAUGGAAAGAGGCCACAGGAUGGCGGAGCGGAUCGAGGCGGGUAUGGUCUGGAUCAACAGCAGCCAGGAUUCGGACCCCCGGAUUCCGUUUGGCGGUGUGAAGCAGAGUGGGAUUGGAAGGGAGCUUGGUGAGGCUGGGCUGGAGGCUUACUCGCAGAUCAAGGCUGUGCAUGUGAAUAUGGGGAGCAAGUUGUGA